AUGGAAAGCCCCAAUUCUCGGUCCGGUAGUCGUGAUCGGAGUGUGACACCGCCUCACUGGCGUCAGGCCAGCCAGAACACACAACGAAUGGACAAUGAUGGUUGGCGUGCUUGGCACGAGCAGCGAGCUUUUCAGCGUAUGAAUAUGCCACGGGACGACGAACCGCGCUCGCCUCGGCUAAGUCCGUCCAAGGCUGAUCGUCGACUGGAUUCUUCACCUUCAGCUGCUGCAGCAUCCGCACGAAACCGCAGUCCUAGCGAGUCUCCGUCUAGACGUCAGAGUAGCGUCACAGAGCCACGAGACGUGAGUCGUGGAUUUGGUGGUCGUAAUCAACCAUCACCUAACCUCAGACAUCAAGAUACACGUUUACCCAGUCCUACAUUAAAAUCUCGGUACGUUGCUCCUGCGAGCGAUAUUUCAAAUGCAGUUUUAUAA
Molecule: messenger RNA, 435 nt
Organism: Echinostoma caproni
Lineage: Eukaryota; Metazoa; Platyhelminthes; Trematoda; Plagiorchiida; Echinostomatidae
Source: the annotation of a GenBank genome assembly